AGCAGAGGGAGUUGCAAGAAGCUCUGGAAACAAGUAGACAAAUGCAGAUGUGUUCACAUGGUUCUGGGUAAACUACAAGGUCCUGUUUGCAAUCCCAUUGCCCUCAAUUGAUAAAAAAUAGAAAUAAUUAAGAAUUCAGUUGUGUAGAGGUAUUGUCCUUCCUGACAGCAAAAGUUCUUUUUACUUUUCUUGCACCCCUUAUCUGGUGAUCUUGUACUGAGUGAACUCAGCCAUAAAAACCCUUGCCUGUUCUAUGACUACUUCUCACCUUUCUUGAAGCCUCUAUCUAUUAUUCCAGUUAAGUGCCUUCUAUAACAGCUUUCUUUUCUUUCUCUGGGAAAGACUGCCUAAUACAACAUUUGCCACUGGUUGCAGCUUCUGAUGCCUUUCUUACACAGGUGACAGAUUGCCAUGUAUUUGUAUUUUUUCUUAUCCUUAUUCUUUCCUGAAGCCUUUUUCCUGAAGUCCUAUUGCUAUUGGUAUUAAAAUAAUGAGCUUAUAUUUACUUUGACUGUUUUUUGUACUUACUUAAAUAUCCUGCUACUAUGUUAGCUCCUUCAGUCAUGGAGUUGUAUUUGUCAGUUUGGGCGGUAUAUUACAAGUCUGAUUUAUAGGACUUUUCAUAUUUCUUUGACUAAAAAAGGCAUUUUCUAGAAUGAAAACCAGCAGAGUGGGUCUCAAGAAAAUCCUAUAAACCCAGGAAAAAGUUGUGGAGUUUUUGUUUGCUUGUUGUUUUGUUUGUUUUGGUUUUUUUUUUGUAUGAAUGAGACAUAUUAAUAUGUGAAAGAAUCAAUCCUACAUAGACCCCCAACUGCAGUGAAAUAAUAAUAAUUAAAAAAAUGCUUCCAGUACAUCAAUUAUUCCUGAAUUAGCUGUUGGAAUGGAUGAGAACCGCUUCCUUACUUUCUUUGUACCCUGGACGUUUUCUGGUUUCAGUGGCUAAAAAAGCAUGAAUGACUCUUGUGUGCUGGUCUCUGUGCAUGACUUCAGCCUCAAAUAACAUAGUCUUUUAGGGAAUGCCCAUUUGUCAGGCAGCUUAUAAUAACGAUUUCAGCGAAGUUCAGUCCCUUCUGGAGCGUGACAGCAACUGUCUGAAUAUCCGGGACAGCUUCAGUGGAGACACCCCAUUAAUUUGUGCAUGUAAACAGGGAAACAACAGGAUAGUUAGCUAUCUUCUAAAAAGAAAUGCUGAUGUCAACCUCAGAAACAAGAAGGACCGCACUUGUCUGCAUUAUGCUGUGAGAAAAAGGUUUACCUUCCUUGACUAUGUGCUCAUCAUUAUCCUCAUGCCAGUGAUGCUUAUUGGAUACCUUCUUAUGGUCUCGAAGACUAAACAGAAUGAAAACCUGAUCAAGAUGUUGCUUAGAGCUGGAGCCGACGUUAACGCUACAGACUUUUCAGGCAGCACAGCACUUCACUAUGCUUGUAAAAUGAACAACCAGGCAGUUAUUCCUCUACUGCUUCAAGCUCAUGCAGACACUUCUUUAAAGAAUCAGGAUGGUGAGACUCCCUUAGAUAUAGCAAGAAGGCUGCAGUUCCACAGCAUUGAAAGUAUGCUAUGGAAAAAUUCCUAGUCAUUGAGGACUCCUGAACAUGCAGAAAAUUACCUCAUCUGGGGAUCCAUCUUGUGCAGCAGUGGGAGUCCUGCAGAGGGUUGAGGGCUCUCUCUUGAUAAAGACUUGGUCCAAAUCCACCCUUUCAUUGCUGCAGACUUUUGAAUAUUUUGUGUGAGAGUUGUCAAUAACCUCAAGGCCACAUGCACUGGAAAGUGUUAAUUUGGUGUUACUCAACCUUGAAUGAUUACAGGAGUGUGCAAAAUAUUGUUCUUCUCAUCUGCUUCCCCAGUGUUAUGACUUUGCUUGUGAGGUCAGUGGAUUUUGAAAGCUAACUUUAACAUGUCUGGAAGCCUAAUGAUGAUGGUUGGCAGCCAGUAAAAAAUUAAAAUGUCCUUUAGAG
This is a messenger RNA of Pezoporus occidentalis (night parrot), 1956 nucleotides long. RefSeq names its product ankyrin repeat domain 22 (gene ANKRD22). The coding region runs from base 1017 to 1574 and encodes 185 amino acids. The record is from RefSeq and is a predicted model, not a curated record. Gene Ontology annotation, molecular function: protein binding. NCBI's taxonomy places the organism in Eukaryota, Metazoa, Chordata, Aves, Psittaciformes, Psittacidae. The transcript is spliced from 6 exons.